Molecule: messenger RNA, 1191 nt
Organism: Lachancea dasiensis
Lineage: Eukaryota; Fungi; Ascomycota; Saccharomycetes; Saccharomycetales; Saccharomycetaceae
Source: the annotation of a GenBank genome assembly
AUGCUCGAGAACCCUAUGACCAGGCUUAAAUGCGCAGCGGUUUCAGGUAAGCUGUCGAUAGUCAAGAGAAUCUUGAGACGAUUUCCAGAGCUGCUGGGUGAAAUAGACCCCAAAAACGGCUGGUCAUUAUUGCACUACGCUUCCUACCAUGGAAGAUAUCUGGUGUGCGUUUACCUGAUCCAAAAUCAGACGCAAAAUAUAGGAAUCUUGAGGACGUUCGAGAACAACACAUGCCUUCAUCUAGCUCUGCUGAAUGGCCACGAACAAACAGCGCAUUUGCUGCUGCAACACUUCCCACAAUGCCUGAAUAUGAAGGGCAAUGGAGGACUGACACCAGCUCAACUAACAUGCCAAGGAGAUCACCACCAGUGCUUGAGCUUGCUUUUGGGUCUGGGUGCCGAUAUGACCCUGCGAGACGAUAAGAAUUACACAGCUUUACACACAUGUCUGGAGUAUGGGAGUGAGAACUGUCUCCGAUUACUGGUCCUGGAAAGUAACCUUGUAAACGAGGAAAACCGGAAGGCAGACAAUUGGACGCCAGAAGAUCUCUGCAAGACGUUUCACGUCAUCGAGGUCUAUCACAAGCUGCUCAAGGAGAAGGAAACUUAUCGCAAGUUGCCAGAGCGAAAGAGUAUGCAAUCAAUGGUGUCUCCACUGACCAUCCCGAAGCCGGUCUUCGAGAAUAGUGGGUCUCCAGUACUCAGCAAUUCACCGGCAAUCCAAUCGUUUGCAUCACAACUACCGCCCUUGCCUGCCGUAUCCACUGGUCGCAGAGCGUCUGUGGGAAGCCAGAACCUCUGGUCACCCAAAACGCCUAUAUCCCAGACGUUUUAUACAGCUUCACCUCCGAAGAAGAAGAAAGGUUCCAUUUUGAAUCGCGUGAAUACCUCAUCAUCAACAUCGCUCACCAACCGGGACAGAAGUUCCAGCUCCAAUAGUAGUCGAGUGAAGUCUUCUGAAGGAGCCAUGGGCACUCCGCAAUCUUACGGCAGAUAUGGCAUGAACAACAAGCACAGCUUAUCCAAUCUCAGCAUGGCCAGUAGCGAGAAUGAUUUCAUGUACUCGGUCUCAUACAUGAACGACAAUGACACGGGCAAGGGUUCUCGAGAGUCUGGGCGACCCACUGCCAAUAUGCAUGGCCAACUCUCCCUCUUGAACAUACCGGUAUCAAAGAUUAGAAACAGGGUGUAG